This is a messenger RNA of Hemibagrus wyckioides, 764 nucleotides long. RefSeq names its product signal peptidase complex subunit 3 (gene spcs3). The transcript is spliced from 5 exons. The record is from RefSeq and is a predicted model, not a curated record. NCBI's taxonomy places the organism in Eukaryota, Metazoa, Chordata, Actinopteri, Siluriformes, Bagridae. Gene Ontology annotation, biological process: protein targeting to ER. Gene Ontology annotation, cellular component: membrane; signal peptidase complex. The coding region runs from base 141 to 683 and encodes 180 amino acids.
GGGUAUGCAAAGAAAACUAAUAACACGUCGGAAAAAAAAUCUUUCCUGCAAGACUUCCUGCUUUCAUUCAGACUUCCUGUAGUCCGCGUAGCUAAUUGUUCUUUUUAUUAUUAUCGGUUUAUUUAGAGACAGAGUGAAUUAUGAACACAGUUUUAUCGAGAGCGAACUCUCUGUUCGCCUUCUCUCUCAGUGUAAUGGCCGCGCUCACUUUCGGCUGCUUCAUCACAACGGCGUUCAGAGACAGAAGCGUACCGGUGAAUAUACACGUCUCUAAAGUGCUCCUAAAAAACGUGGACGACUUCACAGGACCAAGGGAAAGGAGUGAUUUGGGUUUUGUGACCUUUGACCUCUCUGCUGAUCUGAAGCCGAUAUUCGACUGGAACGUGAAGGAGCUCUUUCUCUAUCUGUCUGCUGAAUAUUCAACCAAAAGCAACGCACUGAACCAGGUGGUCUUAUGGGACAAGAUUGUCAAGAGAGGAGAAAACACCAAACUUGAACUGAAGGAAAUGAAGUCCAAAUACUACUUCUUUGACGAUGGAAAUGGCCUGAGGGCGAAUAAGAACGUGACUCUGACUCUCUCCUGGAACGUGGUGCCGAACGCCGGGAUCUUGCCGCUGGUCAUGGGCUCGGGUCACAUGUCGGUGCCGUUCCCCGAAUCGUACGAAAGCCCCAAGAGCUACUGAAUCGUCUUGAAACAUCUUCAUCAAAGCUGCGCAUUGUUCUGGGUUUUAAUAAUUAAUAAAAAACAACCAAAAACAGUACAA